Molecule: messenger RNA, 840 nt
Organism: Pteropus alecto (black flying fox)
Lineage: Eukaryota; Metazoa; Chordata; Mammalia; Chiroptera; Pteropodidae
Gene: NR0B2
Product: nuclear receptor subfamily 0 group B member 2
Exons: 2
Coding region: 1-840 (279 amino acids)
Biological process (GO): negative regulation of transcription by RNA polymerase II; circadian rhythm
Cellular component (GO): nucleus; cytoplasm
Molecular function (GO): transcription corepressor activity; transcription factor binding
Source: RefSeq, a predicted model, not a curated record
AUGAGCUCCAGUCAGCCGGAGACCUGCCCAUGCCAGGGUGCUGCAGGCCGCCCAGCCAUUCUGUACGCACUUCUGAACCCCAGCCUCAGGGCCGGGCCCUCUGCGCCCCAAGCCCGUAGUCAUUGCCUGUGCAGGCAGCACCGGCCUGUCCAACUGUGUGCCCCGAAUCGCACCUGCCGAGAGGCCUUGGAUGUUCUGGCCAAGACGGUGGUCUUCCUCAGGAACCUACCAUCCUUCUGCCUGCUGCGCCAGCAGGAUCAGCGGCAGCUGCUGCGGGGUGGCUGGGGCCCCCUCUUCCUGAUGGGGUUGGCCCAGGACACUGUGACCUUUGAGGUGGCGGAGGCCCCGGUUCCCAGCAUACUCAAGAAGAUCUUGCUGGAGGAGCCAAGCAGCAGUGCAGGCAGUGGCCAGCUGCCAGAUCGACCUCAGCCCUCACUGGCUGCAGUGCAGUGGCUUCAGUGCUGCCUGGAGUCCUUGUGGAGCUUGGAGCUGGGCCCCAAAGAGUAUGCCUACCUAAAAGGGACCAUCCUCUUCAACCCUGAUUUGCCAGGCCUCCAUGCCACCUCCCAUAUCUGGCAUCUGCAGCGAGAGGCUCAUCAGGCACUGUGUGAGGUCUUGGAGGCCUGGUGCCCCGCAGGCCAAGGCCGUUUAGCACAUGUCCUUCUCACAGCCUCCACCCUCAAGUCCAUUCCACCCAGCUUGCUUGAGGACCUCUUCUUUCGCCCUAUUGUUGGAGAAGUUGACAUCGCUGGCCUUCUUGAGGACAUGCUUUUACUGAGCCGACCUGCUCCAGCCCAAGCAGAGAUCAAGUGUAGCUUGGACAGUAGCUUGAAGCGCUGA